Molecule: messenger RNA, 576 nt
Organism: Prorocentrum cordatum
Lineage: Eukaryota; Dinophyceae; Prorocentrales; Prorocentraceae
Source: the annotation of a GenBank genome assembly
GCCGACCCCGCCCUGGGCGCCCUCCGGCGUGGCCCGCCCGGGCUCGGCCUCGCCGCCGACGGCCCCCCCGGCCGCGCCGGCCCAGCGACGGAGGGCGCGGCGCCCCCGGGGGAGCGGGCGGCGGGGGCGCCGCCGCGCGGGCGGGCGCAGGGCGGGGCGCGGGCGGCCACGCGGCAGCUGGGCGGCGCGGCGAGGGAGGAGCAGCUCGCCGCCGGGGGCGGCGGCGCCUCCCGCUCAGACGGGAGCGUCGCCCCACGGGGCAGCUCCCCCGCUCGAGCUCGCCAGCGGGGCCGGUGCUCCUUGCCGGCUGCGCCGCGCAGCGGCGCCACGGCAGGGCGCAGCACGGGCAGCCGCAGCGAGGCCCAGGGCAGGGCAUCGCCCGCCGCCCCCCCGCACGCCACUGCGCCGCCGGGUAUCUGCCAAUGCCCCUGCGCCUGCGGGGGCUGGCAGGCCGAGCGAGCGAGGCCAGACCGUCUCGAGCAAGCAGUGGGCGCGAAGCACGCACCGCUGCCGCGCCAUGAUGUCCCCCCACACUGGUACCGAAAAGGUGCUGGGCGCCUUGCUUGUAUUUCCUGA